Messenger RNA from Nematocida parisii ERTm1, 2548 nucleotides. RefSeq lists its product as uncharacterized. Bases 1 to 2499 code for a protein of 832 amino acids. The transcript has a single exon. NCBI's taxonomy places the organism in Eukaryota, Fungi, Microsporidia. The record is from RefSeq and is a predicted model, not a curated record.
AUGGAAUAUUUUGUAAUACUUACUAACAAAGGACCUGCAGUCUUCCAGAAAACCUCCCAAAUACAUGGGCGAGUUCUUUUUGCAGGGACAGAAUACGCGGUGCCUAUAGAAAAUAUGCCUGUCACAAAAGAUGAAGACAAGCAUGAUGCAUUCACCCAGUCUAUUAUCUGGUCUGCGAUCCAAGUCAUUCAGAUUCAGCGAUUUGGGAAGUGCCCGAGUAAAAAGCGAAGAAUAGUGCAAGUCAUAAAGAAAGAUGAAAGAACCGGGGAUGGAAAGCUGACAAGUAAGAGCAAAUCUGGUGUUAUUGGUCUUUUACUUGGAACAGGCAUUGCCAAAAUGUUUAAAACUUCAUUUGGUCUGCAAAAAUCCAGCACAAACACAAACGAGUAUCCAGAGGGUGAGUUUUCUUCAUUCCCUGAGAUUAAUAAAAGAGAAAAGCCAAUCGAGCCACUGAUUGCAUUUGAGGCAACAGACAAGGGAGAGAUGUUUCAGUGUAAAUUCAGCAUAGUAAUGAGCGAUGAAGCAUCAGGACUGCUAGAAAACACGCAGAUUGUGUACAAGUCUGCUGCAGAUGGGGUAUUUGAUAAGUCUAGCUCUAUUCUGAGGGAAGGCCAAAAGAGCUUCUAUGCAGGAGAGCUUUCAUUCAUAAUGGGGCUACAAAGAAGCAAGGUCUGCAUUAAAGAGGUCGGAAACUGGCUAUACAACUCAGACCACAAUAAAAUAUUCACUAAUUUACAGGCAAUUAUACGCCUGCUUAGUGAUGUAUUUUUGGGAACUAUCAUUCGAACAAUGUCUAAAGACUAUAUUGAUGUGGAUGUGAAUGCAUGCAUUGAGGGGAAUGCUGCGGAUCUUGCUGCAUUAUAUGGAGAUACAAAAGUAAGGCUUGACGCAUUCCAGAAACUUCAGCAGUUAAUUGAUAAGAAGCUAGUAAAUGCUGCUAUGGAGACAGUAAGCACUUCUAUGCUUGCGUAUUUUGACAAACUGUCCUCAGUCAUUUAUUCGCCUACCUUUAUUACAUACAUUGCGUCAGUUGAGGAGAAUAUUGCAAUGUACAAGCAGAAGUACAGCUCAGAGGUGAUGGCGGCUGAAAGGAAAUUUAACUGCAAUUUGUGCCUACUCUUUGUAGACAUAUACCACCGCCUCAUCAAGUACAGACUAUACAUAACAGAGGCAAUGAAUUCGUUGGAGAAGGGAUGCGCGGAAAUAGAGAAAAAAGCAGCUUUGAAAGCGGCGGAGGCCAAUAAAAAUGCAGAGGAGUCAUCGAGUACUGUGGAAGAGGGCCCAGAGGGUUUACUUUUCAAGAAGGAAAUUCUUCUACUGUCUAAACACAAUGACAGACUAACAGAGCUGCUGAAGGCCACAGAGAGGUUUAAGAAGAUCAAGUCUCUCGCAGCCUCUGGAAUUGUCUUUCCAGACUGUGUAGAUGACUUCAUUGAGAUGUAUGAGCUGACAAAUGGAAUGGUUAUCAUUACAAAGGAAAAUCUUGUAGUUGUUAAUGGAAAGAUCGUGAUUGCUGUUAUUUCUAAAAAGGAAGUGCUUGGGUGCAUACCUGCCUCACAAGACACAGAAUAUCCAACAAUUUAUAUUGACCUGGCUGUUUCCUCUUUAUAUCCACCAGUGCCUAACUUUGUUACUGAUAUAGUUAAUGAUGUUCGAGUUCAUUGGAUUCGCCUUAACUUCAAAUGGGAUGGAAACCAGAAGAGAUUUGUAGAUGCAUGCAAGUGCAGAAAUGUUUCUACAAUAAAGGGGCUAGAAAUGCUGCUUCAAGAAAAAGUUGUGCCUGUCAACAGAUCACUCAGAGAAAAACUCGCAAAGACUGAUGUCAAGAACAGCCACAGAAGAAUGCUUGCUAUAAGAGCACAGAGAGACUUUGUCUCUACUUCUGAUGUGUACGCGUAUGGACAAAAAAACAGAAUUAGUGAGCCCAUGCUGUUCGGAAUCAAAGCAUGGAUUGAUGCUGCGCUAAAUGAGUACGCAGUGUCUCUUUCUUCUAUUUCUGUAACAAACUGUAAAGCAGCCUCCUUUGACAAAAAGCUCCGAAAAGAAGUAGUGAAUAUACUAAAAUACCAUUCAUUCAAGGCAUCUUCAAACAUCUUAGAUAAAAACGAGUUUUCUUCUGUUAUGACAGAUGAGUACUCUUUAGCUCAAGGAAUACCUGCCUUUAUAGGGUAUCUGUCAUAUAUAUACAGGCUUCUUUCUCCCUCUGACAUGAUGAAGUACUCUGAAAUAGGAAUGAAAGCUCUCCACUCAGUACAUGAUAUACGAAACACUGAAAUCACAAAUGACGAGUUCCUGCAUUUAGCAAUUGGUUUUAUUGGCUCUAUGCCUGUGCCAGAGUCUCUUAACAGAAAUGAAUUCCUUCUUUCUCUUGUUAUAGUUAGAUUCUUCAUUAUAGCUGCUCCAGACAUUGGGCUGGAUAACUAUCUUGCUAUAUGCGCCCCUCUAUUCCUUUUUAACUCUGAGCAGCUAAUUAGCCUUCCUCAGUAUAUGGGAAGAUAAUUCAAGAUUUUUCCUGGGUAUACGCCGAACACAUCUGAUAUAUACGGCC